Messenger RNA from Prosopis cineraria, 926 nucleotides. Its product is annotated as protein PHOTOSYSTEM I ASSEMBLY 2, chloroplastic. Bases 125 to 571 code for a protein of 148 amino acids. The transcript has 3 exons. Lineage: Eukaryota; Viridiplantae; Streptophyta; Magnoliopsida; Fabales; Fabaceae. The record is from RefSeq and is a predicted model, not a curated record.
UAUAACAUUUAUAUUUAUAGUGGCUGCGUUCCUGUUGCUCCUUGCACGACGAGAAGACUUCGAUUGGCUUAACAUACUACCUACUCCUGUUACCCAUCCCUCGCUCUCCGCUGGUGAACAAGAAAUGAUGAGCUGUGUAUGUUGUAGUGGGUCUUCGCUCAUUCCGGCGACUCUGGCCGGCAAAAGCUUCCUAUUCACGGCAAAAUUGCCGAUUCCUAUUGUAACCGCUAACUCAAGGUCCCGCACCAUUAGGAAUUCCGGCAUCUGUGCGUUUAUGGUGGACUCCUCCUCCGAUUUCAUUAAGCGCAUGGAAACAGCCUGGUUGAUCUCUCAGCAACCAAGGCCAAUUGAGUGUUCAUCUUGCGACUCAAAAGGACACAUUGAAUGCAAAUGGUGUGGUGGUACUGGGUUUUUUAUUCUUGGUGAUAACAUGCUUUGUGAAGUUCCAUCCAAAAACACAAGCUGUAUUAUUUGCUCUGGAAAGGGAUCAACGUGCUGCUCUGAUUGUCAAGGCACAGGCUUUCGUGCAAGAUGGUUGGAAGAACCUCCUGCUCCCAAAGAGCAGAACUAAUAAUACUCAGAAAUAAUGGAAUACGGCUGUGAAGUUGAAAAGUUAAUGCCUCAUACACGUGCUAAACUUUUUCUUCUGGAUUUUAUGGCCUACUGACGACAACGCUGCGGCUUUAACGGUGUACUACUUAGUAAGCGAACUUUGUUCAGCUUAUGUAAGGCUGUCAUGCUUCUUGAAGCAGUCAAUUAGUCUACUUCUAGUUCAUUUUGUUAACGUCCGGAAUUGCAUUGGUUGGCAAAAUUCAACAUGAAAGAGCGUUGUUGGAGCCAGUUGUACGAGAGAUUUUCUUUCAGUAUGUAAAUGCUCAAGGGAACUUGAAUAAACAUUUGCAAAUUCAUAACUUUUUUCUGAAUAA